CAAUUUAAAAUUUAGUUUGAUUUUAUACGCCUUUGUCUAAGCAAAGAUUAAUCGUACCCAAUGCGGUAUUUGCCAAUGGACAUUUAAACCUAGAAAGGUUAGGUUGAAUAACACGUUCAUCAGGCUGUGUGUGAACCGAUUGCUGCAAACAUUUAAUUAAUUAAAAUACAUUAGAGAUUCCCAACAGAAUACCAAUAGCAAAUCUGGAUAUUGUCUGAGGAUAAGCUAUAGGGAAGGCCAAAAUUGACAUACAAAGUGUGGAUAUGGAUUCCAUUAAUGCACCAAAUUCGAGGAUCUCUCGUGGAUAUGCGCAAACUAACAGAAUGGCCGCAUCAAAUACACAAAGCGCCAUGGCGUCCACCACGGACACACAGAGCGCACAGGCGACCGCAGCGGAUACGUAUAGCACCGACCUGAAUAUUUCAAACAGCAGCCAUAUAGCGAAUAUAGAUUUAAUAAAUGAAGGUGGGAUGAUAGCAUACAAUGAAACAACGGGAACAACCACAUUGAGACCUCCCGAACGCCAAGUCGUAUCUCAGGCGCAAAGUCGCCAUUUACAUGCCUCACAUCGUAAUAAUCAAGUGGGAGCGGAUGGUACGAUUUCAGAAGGUAUAUACAAUAUGGAUGCCAUGCAUUGCGGUAGCCAUCCCGCUCAACAUGUGCCCGGAGCAGAUACAUUACCUGAAGCCGAAAGUAAAUACCAAGUACAACGCAUGAUCGGUAAUGGAUCAUUCGGAGUUGUACAUGAGGCUAUACAUGUGGAAUCUGGAAAUAAGGUAGCCAUUAAAAAGGUGCUACAGGACCCACGUUAUAAAAAUCGCGAACUUAGCAUCAUGCUAGAACUUUCUCAUCCAAACAUUGUCUACAUGUUUGACCACUUUUACACCGAAGUUGUGAGAGAGCAGGAAACACAAAUCUAUCUCAAUAUAGUCAUGGAAUUCGUACCGGGAACCGUACACAGAAUGAUGAGGUCGUACUUCAAAAGAUACAACCAAAUGCCUAUUGCACUGAUUAAAGUGUAUGCAUUCCAGUUGUGUAAGGCAUUGGGUUAUCUACAUGCCGUGGGCGUCUGUCACCGAGAUCUCAAGCCACAUAACCUACUAGUUGACCUAGAGACAAAUGUUCUCAAACUAUGUGACUUUGGAUCGGCAAAGAAACUGCGAGCUGGAGAAAUGAGCGUCGCAUAUAUAUGCUCACGUUUUUACAGAGCACCCGAACUCAUGUUAGGAGCAACUGAAUACACAACAGCCAUAGAUAUUUGGUCAAUAGGCUGUGUUAUCGGAGAGUUGCUUAUGGGUAAACCCAUGUUUGCAGGCGAUACGUCAAUCGAUCAGCUGGUUAAAAUAAUACAAGUUCUGGGAACACCGACGAUCGAGCAAAUGUAUGCAAUGCAUCCGAACUACCAAAAUGUAACAUUCCCUAAUAUAAGGGCAGCGGAUCUUACAAGGCUAUUCCCAACCAACACCCCGCCUGUAGCAAUCGAUUUUGUGUCCCAAUUCUUGAGAUAUGAUCCAAAGGAACGUCUCAGGCCGUUGGAAGCACUAGGUCAUGAUUUCUUUAAUGAUAUCCUGCACAAUCCAAACUCAAAUAUAUUCGUGCCUAAGAAUCUCCUAGAAUUCACGCAGCAGGAGUUAAGUGCAAUGUCAGAAAACACCAAACGCAAACUUGGUAUUGUGCACCAAUAAAUAAAGUGUAAUUUUUUAUAUAU
Babesia bovis T2Bo is the source of this 1708-nucleotide messenger RNA. Its product is annotated as protein kinase domain containing protein. The coding region runs from base 264 to 1685 and encodes 473 amino acids. Gene Ontology annotation, cellular component: cytoplasm. Gene Ontology annotation, biological process: signal transduction; protein phosphorylation. NCBI's taxonomy places the organism in Eukaryota, Apicomplexa, Aconoidasida, Piroplasmida, Babesiidae. Gene Ontology annotation, molecular function: protein serine/threonine kinase activity; ATP binding. The transcript has 2 exons. The record is from RefSeq and is a predicted model, not a curated record.